This is a messenger RNA of Sclerotinia trifoliorum, 2870 nucleotides long. The record is from the annotation of a GenBank genome assembly. Lineage: Eukaryota; Fungi; Ascomycota; Leotiomycetes; Helotiales; Sclerotiniaceae.
AUUUCAAUUUUGACUUCAAGUGUCUCAUUCCUACGGCUUCUACUUAACCUUACUGUACAACAAACAGUACUGUAUAUGAAGCGCCUAGGAUUAUUUAAUAAAUAAAUGCUCUUUUUUUCCCCGCGGUGCAUAACCACAAUCACAUAGUAUCAAAAGAUCCAUCCAUCCAUUCAUUCAGGAACAGGAACAGGUACAGGUACCUGCCUACCUACCUACCUACCUACAUAACAUACAUGAUACAUUCCAACUUCAGCGCCAAGAUCUAAACACGAAAAUAUCCCACCCACCUCCACAAAUUCAAACUUUAGCCAUUUGCUUUUUUAUUCUCAUCUUUUUUAUUAAACCUUUUUAAACCUUCCAACUAAACCUUCGAACCCUUUUCUUCCCGCGACGUCUGGACAACGCCUUUCUUGGACAUUUUUGCUUCAUUUACAUUCCUUAACCCACCUUCCAUCUAUUUCGAUCCCUUGGACGAUUAUCACUGUGUUUCGCUGGUCAUACGCGAAAUUAUCUCUCGCUCAUUCACUUAUCCACUAUCUAACGGCGCAAGACGUCCAUUUACAAACGAAAUAAGCCACCGACAACCAAUUUUAUAUCUCCUGCUGGCCCGGAUUGAAUAUUGAAUCACCUAUCUACCAUCACUUACUUAUCACGUCGAUCAUUCAUACAAAAUAUAACAUCUAGACCUUUCUCUCAUCCUCCACAACAACAUGUUUUCCUCUUCGAUAUUUGUGGCUGCUCUCGCCAUGGCUAAGAUGGUGGCUGGUGAGGCAGCAUCUGGAAGUUAUACUCCAACCACACCAACUACACCCGAAGCAAAAGCUUCUGCUGCUGCCGCCGCGGCUCUCAAAGCCAAAGCAGCCAUGUUCAACCAGGAUUUUCAUGAUUACAUCUUUAUUGUUCUUGCUUCCUUGAUCGUCGCUAUGGUGGUUUGGAGAGUCGGGAUGGAGUCCGUCAAAUAUGUGCGAACUAUGGCAUCACUCAACAACGAGACUCAGAGAUACUUUGCUAUUCCUUCCCUUGGUUUUGCAAAAUUUAAGAAGCACGUCCUCUAUGCUCCUAUCUUCGGCAAGAGACAUAAUAGGGAAAUUCAAAUAGGAAAAGCCGUCAACGUUGGUACACUUCCAACCAGAUUUCAAUUUGCCUUCCUCUUGGCCUAUUUCGGAACAAACAUUGCGUUCUGUGCCGUUAGCAUUACCUGGGAUCAAUCAUAUACUGCAGUUGCGCAGCAGCUUAGGAAUAGAACUGGUAUUCUUGCCGUUAUUAACAUGGUAGGUUGAAGAACGAGGAGUCCACAUGUCCAUCACGUGCUGACCAUCUAUUAGAUUCCUCUUUUCAUCAUGGCGGCGCGGAACAAUCCCUUGAUUAACUGGCUCAACAUGUCUUUCGAUACAUUCAAUCUUUUGCACAGAUGGACUGGACGUAUCGUAACUCUUCAGGUUAUUGCCCACGUUGCCGCUUGGGCUGCUUCCAAAGUUCAUACUUCUGGUUGGUCCGCAGUCUGGUCAUCGAUCGCGAAAAGCCCUAUGCUAACUUAUGGCGCUAUCGUAAGUUCUUUCUUUAAAAAAAAACAAGUAUUGUGCUAAAAUCAGCAGGCCACGAUCGCCACUAUUGUAAUCAUGAUACAGGCUAGCUCGCCUGUUCGCCAUGCCGCAUAUGAAAUUUUCAAAUACCUUCAUAUCGCGCUAGUCAUCGUUUUCAUCAUCGGUAUCUACCACCACUUGAAGUUAGACGAUCUUCCACAAUUACGACUUCUCUGGGGAGCCAUUAUCCUUUGGAUUACGGAACGUGUAUACAGAAUCGUUACAGUUGCGUACCGAAACUUCGGAAAAGGUACCUCUAAAACAUUGGUGGAAGCCCUUCCAGGGAAUGCUGUUCGAGUUACCGUUGAUAUGGCACGACCAUGGAAGUUUAAGCCCGGACAACAUGCCUACCUUUACAUGCCGUCUAUUGGACUAUUCCAAUCUCAUCCUUUCUCGGUCGCUUGGUCAGAAGAGGCAGAAGAUUUAUCGGAUGAGAAGCUAGCAAUGAACCGCCAAGAAAUCUUAGCUAUGCAAAAGACAAGCAUGUCCUUCGUCAUUAGAGCCCGAACUGGAUUUACAGAAAAGCUUUAUAAGAAAGCUGAGGCUUCUCCCGAUGGAAAACUCUAUACCAAGUGCUGGGCUGAAGGCCCUUAUGGAGGAAUGCAUAUGAUGCAUUCUUAUGGAACAGUUAUGUUAUUCGCAGGAGGUGUUGGUAUCACUCACCAAGUUCCACACGUACGUGACCUCGUCGCCGGUUAUGCCAAUGGAACCGUAGCCGCACGAAAGAUUAUUCUAGUUUGGACUAUCCAAUCACCAGAGCAUCUCGAGUGGAUUAGACCAUGGAUGACUUCAAUUCUCGCUAUGGAGAAACGUCGCGAAGUCCUUCGAAUCAUGUUAUUCAUCAGUCGACCAAGAUCUACCAAGGAGAUUCACAGUCCAUCUGCAACUGUGCAGAUGUUCCCAGGUAGGCCCAAUAUUGACACCUUGAUGGGGACUGAAAUAGAGAACCAAGUGGGUGCCAUGGGCGUCACGGUAUGUGGUAGUGGAGCACUCAGUGAUGACGUUCGAAGCGCAGUUCGUAAACAUCAAUAUUCUGGAAACAUUGAUUUCAUCGAGGAAGCAUUCUCGUGGUAAGUCCAGGGUGAUACUUUGUGCUCUGUGAUAACAUUGUUCCCAUAUGGAAACGAUAAUCUCAUACACAAUGACGGGAUAUGGAGCCAUUCAUUGUAUAUUUCAGGAGUUGACGGAACAACCAUACGUGGAACGACGGAUAUGAUCUGGCUGGAUAUCAGGCUCAUGGUCCUGGUUCGGGUAUGUAGGUAGGUAGUUGGAACGCACAUAUGAUGA